Molecule: messenger RNA, 720 nt
Organism: Moesziomyces antarcticus
Lineage: Eukaryota; Fungi; Basidiomycota; Ustilaginomycetes; Ustilaginales; Ustilaginaceae
Product: phosphatidylethanolamine N-methyltransferase
Exons: 1
Coding region: 1-720 (239 amino acids)
Biological process (GO): phosphatidylcholine biosynthetic process
Molecular function (GO): S-adenosylmethionine-dependent methyltransferase activity
Source: RefSeq, a predicted model, not a curated record
AUGGCCGGACUCUUCUACAAGUCGCCUGCGAGCGCCUACGUGGUGCCGGGCGUGGUCGACCUGACGCAGCCGUCGCUGUGGAUCGCAGUGGGCAGCAUCUGUUUCAACCCGCUGUACUGGAACAUUGUGGCGCAGAACGAGUACCAUCGCAAGACGAUCACCAAGCUGCUCGGCGGACGUCGCUACCUCGGCUGCUACCUGCUCGCCGUGUCGAUCUUUUCGCUCGGGAUCGUGCGCGACCAUCUGUACAAUCUGGCGCUCAAGGAUCAGCCUACGCAUUCGCUGCUGCAGCAGUCGUGGGUGAAGCCGGCGGCGGCGGUGCUGUUUGCGUCGGGCAACGUGUUUGUGCUGUCGUCGAUGUACGCACUGGGCGUGACGGGCACGUACCUGGGCGACUACUUUGGCAUCCUGAUGGAGAGCAUGGUGACGGGCUUCCCGUUCAAUGUGAUGGCCAACCCCAUGUACUGGGGCAGCUCCAUGAGCUUUGUCGCCGUGGCGCUGUGGUUCGGCAAGCCUGCUGGACUGCUGCUGAGCGUGCUGGUGGUGAUCGUGUAUGCGAUCGCACUGCGCUUCGAGGAGCCCUUUACGGCCAACAUCUAUCGCCAGGCCGAGAAGCUCAAGAAGGCCGAGGCCGAGAGGCAGGCGCUGCUCGAGAGCGACGGACCGGCUUCGGGCACGCGCAACCGCAACAGGCGCACGCCCUCCAAGCCCAAGGCCUGA